Molecule: messenger RNA, 1806 nt
Organism: Ricinus communis (castor bean)
Lineage: Eukaryota; Viridiplantae; Streptophyta; Magnoliopsida; Malpighiales; Euphorbiaceae
Exons: 4
Coding region: 576-1616 (346 amino acids)
Source: RefSeq, a predicted model, not a curated record
GAAUUAAUUUUACUUUGUUACAUUAAUUAGAACAAUUUCAAAGUUAAAAAAUCUAUAAUUAUAUGAAACUCCAAAUCAGUUCUUCGAACCUUUCUAACUUGUCAUCAUGCCCUUGGCACAGUAUGCUUGAUGUUAUAACCAACAAUACUUGCCGGUAGCUAAUGGCUGUAAGUUCCACCUGCUCCGACAUGCUUCAUUCUAUUCAAUGCUUAGUAAAAAUAUCUGAAUUUUCCUCGGUAGUUUUGAACUUGGAAUUUUAGUUAGAUGUAUAAGUUAUUGUUAAUGUUGUUAUUAUUAUUAUAAUUAUAUUGACCCUAUCAGAAGUAAUUGCUUUCUGUCUCAUUGUAGAACUUUAUUUUGGUCAAAUUUUGAGAAAGGUUCGGUAGAAGUAGUGUCAAGAAAAUCAGGUACUCAACGACCAACUAAGAGUCAGACAGAGGAAGUGCUGUUAGAGAAACACCUGACUCAUCCUUAAAUAUGAGAUGAAGCUAGUGAACCCACUAAUGAAGUAGAAAAAAGUCCUCAAGAGAAACAGAAAUUUUGAGUUUGAUUUCUAUUUACUGUGCCUUUCAAACAUGUUUACUGUUGCGGCAGCAGCAGUGGUGGUGGUGAGUCUUGCAGUGUUAGGAUACAAAAGGGUAAAGCCUCCACCUCCAAAGAUUUGCGGGUCUCCGAAUGGUCCUCCAAUUACUUCACCAAGAAUUAAGCUUAGUGAUGGAAGGCAUUUGUCUUAUAGAGAAAGGGGUGUUACAAAAGAAAUUGCCAAGUAUAAGGUCAUUCUUGUUCAUGGUUUUGAUAGCUCUAAGGACAUCUACUUGCCACUAUCUCAAGAGGUGAUGGAAGAGCUAGGAAUAUAUAUCCUGACAUUUGAUAGAGCAGGUUAUGGAGAAAGUGAUCCAAACCCAGAAAGGUCAGUGAAGAGUGAAGCAUUUGAUAUCCAAGAACUUGCUGACCAAUUGCAACUGGGUCCAAAGUUUUAUGUCAUUGGAGUUUCCAUUGGGACUUACUCCAUUUGGGCUUGCCUCAAGUAUAUUCCACACAGGCUAGCUGGUGUGACUCUAGUAGUUCCAGUCAUAAAUUUCUGGUGGCCAUCUUUCCCUCCUAAAUUGGCAAAUGAGGCAUUCAGGAAACAACUCAGGAGAGAUCAAGUAAAACUGACCAUUGCACAUCACUUCCCUCCACUAGUGUACUGGUGGAUGACUCAGAAGCUGUUUCCUUAUUCCUCUAUCAUGCAAAGACACCCAAUACUACUCAAUCCAAGAGAUUUAGAAACUAUAAAGCAAAUGUCUCAAGUGCCUAAUCCUGAUGAGCAUAAGAUAAGGCAGCAAGGUGUCCAGGAAUCACUACAUAGAGACAUGAUAGUGCAUUUUGGGACAUGGGAAUUUGAUCCAAUGGAGCUAAAGAAUCCAUUUCCUAACAAUGAGACUUCUGUUUACCUGUGGGAAGGUCAUGAAGACAAGCUUGUGCCAUUUGAAUUGCAGAGAUAUGUUGCUAAGAAGUUACCAUGGAUCAAAUAUCAUGAAGUUCCUGAUGGUGGACAUUUGAUGAUUCAUGAAAAGGGCUUGUGUGAGGCUAUAUUCAGGGAACUUUUGCUUGGAGAGGAACCCUUUUUUUGAUGUUCAUUGGUAACAACAGUGACUAAAGCAUCUAGCAAAUAGCUUUACUGGUUCAGCUUUUUUGUCUAGGCUUUUGGAAUUUGUCCAACUGCAACUACACCCAAGUUUGGUUAUAUAUAUAUAUAUAUAUAGCUGUUUUUUCAAUAAUAAAGAGCUCCAAAAUCGAGAUAUACGCUUACUAUUGGGUUAA